AAUAAUUAGCGAAACAGAUCAAAUCAGAAAGUGCACGUCACUGACGGCGACGCAAACGCUAAAAUCCCAACACAACCCACCGGAAGUUUCCUUCCUAUCCCUGAUAAUCCCUCUCUCUCUCUCUCUCUCCCUUUCAAUUUUCACCUCGACAAGCUGCCUUGCAUCGACGUUGGGGUUUUUGGAAGAGGAGCCUCCGCCGGUUCUUCUUCAUAUUCCAAAUUCUCAUUCAUCUUCCUCUGCUGAUCGCUUAAAUCUGUAUUUUCAAAAUGUACGGAUUCGAGGCGCUAACUUUCAACAUUCACGGAGGCUAUCUUGAGGCAAUCGUCAGGGGACACAGAUCAGGCCUUCUCACUGCCGCCGAUUAUAACAAUUUAUGCCAAUGUGAAACCCUUGACGAUAUCAAGAUGCAUCUCUCUGCUACCGAGUACGGUCCUUACCUUCAAAACGAGCCUUCUCCAUUGCAUACCACUACAAUUGUGGAGAAAUGCACGCUUAAACUUGUAGAUGAGUACAAGCACAUGUUAUGUCAAGCAACAGAGCCAUUGUCCACCUUCCUAGAGUAUUGCACAUAUGGUCACAUGAUCGACAAUGUUGUCUUGAUAGUCACUGGAACAUUGCAUGAGAGGGAUGUUCAAGAGCUACUAGAGAAAUGCCACCCUUUAGGCAUGUUUGACAGCAUUGCCACCCUUGCUGUUGCUCAGAAUAUGCGAGAGCUUUAUAGAUUGGUGCUUGUUGACACACCAUUGGCUCCAUACUUCUCAGAAUGCAUCACUUCAGAGGACUUGGAUGACAUGAAUAUCGAAAUUAUGAGGAAUACUCUUUACAAGGCAUACCUUGAGGACUUCUAUAGGUUUUGUCAGAAACUUGGUGGUGCCACAGCUGAGAUAAUGACUGAUCUCCUUGCCUUUGAAGCCGAUAGAAGAGCUGUUAAUAUCACCAUAAAUAGCAUUGGUACAGAGCUCACCCGGGAUGAUCGUAGAAAAUUGUACUCUAAUUUUGGCUUACUUUACCCCUAUGGGCAUGAAGAACUUGCUGUCUGUGAGGAUUUAGAUCAGGUUCGUGCUGUGAUGGAAAAAUAUCCUCCUUACCAGUCUAUCUUUUCUAAAUUGUCCUAUGGCGAGAGCCAGCUGCUUGACAAGGCAUUUUAUGAAGAGGAGGUGAAAAGGCUUUGCUUAGCUUUUGAGCAACAGUUCCAUUAUGCUGUCUUCUUUGCAUACAUAAGGUUGAGGGAGCAGGAGAUUCGGAAUCUGAUGUGGGUAUCAGAAUGCGUGGCUCAGAACCAGAAAUCCAGAGUCCACGACAGUGUUGUCUUUAUAUUUUAGCUGCUUUGCAAGCCAUUGGAAAUAAUCACCUGUCCUUUGCUUAAUCUGCUGUAAAUUGCUCUACCAUAGAGAAUCUGUUGAUUACUCAAGUUGUGGAGAUUGCCCAGCUUCACCAGUUCCAGGAUCUGUGUGUUGAAAAUAAAGUUUUUAAAUAUUUUUUAAUAUGUUGCUUGCAGGGAUAAGGCUUGUAUCAAAUUUCAUCGGAUAAAUUAUUGUUGGGGAAGAGGAAUGACCUUGCUUGUUGGUAUCAUCUUGUUUCCUGCAAUAGAAAUAGUGCCAAGCUUUGAUGCUUGCAAUGCCAUUGUUGGCCAAGAUGGCUUGCUUUGUUUUUUUCUUUUUUUUUUUUAAAUGUUAUUUAUUUAUUUAUUUAGUUUUUGUCAUUAAACUGGCAUAAAGCCAAGAACAAGGCCAAGAUGGUCUGUGGGGUUGUAUUGAAAGUUUACAUCAUGAAUUGCCUUUGCAGCUAAGCAUGGGCAGCUUUGUCUAAUAUGAAUAAAGGAGACAAAUUUAAAAUAA
This is a messenger RNA of Manihot esculenta (cassava), 1838 nucleotides long. Its product is annotated as V-type proton ATPase subunit d2. Gene Ontology annotation, molecular function: proton-transporting ATPase activity, rotational mechanism. The record is from RefSeq and is a predicted model, not a curated record. NCBI's taxonomy places the organism in Eukaryota, Viridiplantae, Streptophyta, Magnoliopsida, Malpighiales, Euphorbiaceae. Gene Ontology annotation, cellular component: proton-transporting V-type ATPase, V0 domain; vacuolar proton-transporting V-type ATPase complex. Bases 267 to 1322 code for a protein of 351 amino acids. Gene Ontology annotation, biological process: vacuolar acidification; vacuolar transport; proton transmembrane transport. The transcript has 10 exons.